This is a messenger RNA of Salvia miltiorrhiza (redroot sage), 1720 nucleotides long. RefSeq lists its product as uncharacterized. Gene Ontology annotation, cellular component: mitochondrion. The transcript is spliced from 12 exons. The coding region runs from base 163 to 1446 and encodes 427 amino acids. The record is from RefSeq and is a predicted model, not a curated record. NCBI's taxonomy places the organism in Eukaryota, Viridiplantae, Streptophyta, Magnoliopsida, Lamiales, Lamiaceae. Gene Ontology annotation, molecular function: protein binding.
AGUUCCAUGGAAAAGAACAUAGCUUUUGGAACAACAGCAAGAAAAAUCAGAAACCAGAGCUGCAAUUCGAAAGUUUUUUCUUUUUCUUGAUACAAAUCAGAACAAGGAGGAGGGAACUGAGGAGGAGAAAAAAAAUACAAAAACAUAAAUAAGUGAAGCAAUAUGAUGAGGCUCACAGCUAAAGUUUCGAGGGCCGUGAGAAAUGGAAUAGGCUCCGUUUCAGUGCUUAAACCACCACCGCUUCCAAAAGCGGCGGCGCCGCCCCGCAGACAAUUUUCUGCGAGUAGCAGCACUUUCACGCCGAACCCAAUUGCAGUUGAAAUGAUAAAAUACGCCACCUCUCUUGCCCGCGAGAACAAAACAGAAGAAUCUUACGCGCGAGGAUUGUUGGUAUUGGAACAGUGCGAAUCAACUCAACCAGAUGAAAAUUCCAAGGGUUUGGUCGAGCUUGCUCGUUCUACCUUAAUGUUUGAGAGAGGUUCCCAUGAGACAGCAAUCGAGGGACUAGGAAAACUUCAAGAUUUAAGCUUGUCAUCUCUUGAUAUUAAAGUUGCUGCUUCUGAAGCUCUAGUGGGAAUUUAUCUAGAAAUAUAUCGAGAGGAUGCUGCAUCAGCUGUUGCAGAUUUGGCAUUGCAAAUCCUAGGAUCAAUCCGACAUGAACUAGGUGAUGGGGCUGGCUUUGAGGCUCUAGAAGCCCGAAUCAAAGCUCUGAAAGGUCUGAUUGAGCUCAUAUGUGGCGACAUUGAAUGUGCAAAGUUGGUCUUUGAGGGAGUUCCGAGGGAGGGAUUGUCGAAUGCCAAUGCUGCCCUGUCUUAUGGUGAAUUCCUUCAUGGAAUGCGGAAGUUUUCUGCUGCAAAGGAGAUGUACCAGAGAGUGAUUCAGGCAACGUCCGACAUCAAAGAUUUUGGUGAUCCUAACAACCUCGGAGCUUGUAACAUGUCGCCACGGGAAGUUGCAAUUGCUGCCGGUUGUUGUUUAGGACAGCUUGAGGCUCAUGCUGGGCAUUUUGGUGAUGCAGAGGAGAUACUGACCACAGCACUGAAGCAAGUUGAAGAGCACUUUGGCCCUCAACAUCCCAAAGUUGGUGUCAUUUUGACCUGCAUUGCUCUCAUGUAUCGACUAAAAGCCAUGGUGGAGCGCUCGAGCUCCCUUCUAAUUCAAGAGGGCCUUUUCAGAAGAGCAAUCGAACUGCUUAAAGCUCCACCUUUGGAGGUUGAUGGUGCCGAUGCGAACAUUAACAGAAAAGAUAUAAUUGUACUAGCCAGAGGCGGGUAUGCAGAAACGCUGCUUGUGCAACAGUCGAGAAAAGCAGAAGGGGAGAGAUUGAAACAGUGGGCAGAAACUGCUUGGGGGAACCGGUGGAUGUCACUGGGGGAGGCACUGGAGCUGUCGGAAUCUUCGCCUAAGGUGCCAGUCAUAGAUACUCGAAUAUGCAGGGUCGUGUAGUUUCGUGUACAUAAUAUAUAGUUUAUAAUUAUAUGAUCUUGCCUCUGGUGACAAAACUACAACAACUAUUUAUACCUUGAGUUAAUACAGCACAGUUGUUAUGUUGCUGUUUUGUUUUAGAAUGGAAGAUGUUCAUUUUGAGGUUUACUAAUAAGGAGGCAACCAUGGAAGUCAUAUGAUGUUUCUGAUUGAGGAUGGCAUAUAAAAUGUAGUGUUAAUUGGCCCUGGAUUUGAUUAUUAAGUUGUUGAAAUAAAGAAAUUCAAACUUCUGUUU